AAAAAGGAAAAAAAUCAAAUAAUUUGCGGGAAAAAUUAUAUGAAAAUAGCCAAAUAGAAGAGAGGUGGAAGGCAGAAAUGUUAAAAACUGGGGGAGGUAAGGCUAAAGAAGGGAAGACAAUGAGAUGGGAACCAAUGGCUUUGGGUAGUCAGCAGAAUGAAGGUGAAGGGAGUCUUGCCCCCAACACUAGGUUUUAUUCUUCUGAAUGCUCAACGGGCUUGGGACGGUUCCAAGAACUGACGAUUCCUCGUCUCAAGGAAAUGCGUAAAGAACAUUUCCCGGAGAUUCUGUUUGUAAUGGAGACUAAAAAUUGUAGGAAUGUUCUGGUUGAUUUGCAAGAGUGGCUGGGUUACGAAAGAGUGUAUACAGUGAACCCAGUUGGUUUGAGUGGUGGGCUUGCGCUGUUCUGGAAAAAAGGAGUCAAAGUAGAGUUUCAGUUUGUAGAUAAGAAUCUGCUUGACUGCUUUGUACAGUUUGGAGAGGUGGAGUUCUAUGUUACGUGUGUGUAUGGUGAUCCGGUUCAGAGUGGUAGAGCUAAAGUGUGGGAGCGUUUGUCACGAAUUGGAAUCAGUAGGAAGGAGAAAUGGUGUAUGAUGGGUGACUUCAAUGAGAUCAUUCAUAAUGGAGAGAAGCUUGGAGGACCUUUAAGAGGUGAUGCGUCUUUCACUCCUUUUAAGGAUAUGCUUUCAGCUUGUCAGAUGUUUGAACUCCCAAGUAAAGGUAAUAGUUUCACUUGGGGAGGCAUGAGGAAUCAGUCUUGGAUUCAAUGCAAGUUAGACAGAUGCUUUGGGAAUAAAGCUUGGAUGUCCAUGUUCCCUGCGGCUAAUCAGACUUUUCUUGACAAAAGAGGGUCAGAUCACAGACCUGUUCUGGAAAGCUUUGAGCAAAUGGAAAAAGGAAAACAUCACAAACUCUUCAACGUUGAUUGGUCAGUUGCAGGUGGAGUUAGAGGCUGCACAGUCGGAGAAUAAUCCUACGAUCUGGAGGGUUAAUAAUCUGAAAAGGAGUUU
This is a messenger RNA of Arabidopsis arenosa, 1010 nucleotides long. NCBI's taxonomy places the organism in Eukaryota, Viridiplantae, Streptophyta, Magnoliopsida, Brassicales, Brassicaceae. The record is from the annotation of a GenBank genome assembly.